AUGCUAUCUUACAAACAGAUCGCGAAGCAAGUGUUCGACAAUAAAAGGGCCUACUUCAGAUAUCUCGACCCUCAUGCACAGAUACAGAAGCCUGACGACAGCGCGUUAGAGAACGAAAUCAAGAGCGUGGUUCAGCAGGAGCUAGGCAACCCGGACGAAGUACUCCUAGAUGGACGGCCCGACUCGGGCGACGUUUUCGCAAUUACGACACAAAUGGACAUCGGCACGAACAAAGCUGCUCUUAUCCGAUCAUACCAAACACGGCGCAUAACUGGACCGGACUUGGAACCGAACAUGCCCAUAUGGCAAGCGAUGAAGGCGACCUCAGCAGCCCCACGAUACGUGCAAUCCGAGCCAGGAGUUCCGCAACGCUUCGUAAUCGAGAAAGGUCUCGUUGAUCAUGGGACUACAAAGAACAACCCAGUUCGCGACAUCCUGUAUGAAUGUAGGAAGCUGUUCCGAUAUGCGAACGACAUGAUGAUCAUUGUCUCGGUCGGGACGGGCGUCGGCCUGAAUCGCAAAAACGAGAUUCCCGAAAUGGCGAACAGCGUUGAGGAUAGGAAGGCUGAAGCAAGAUCGUGGGGUGAUAGAUUUGAGGCCGAACAUGCUGCGUUGAUGGAGCGCAACUGGAUGAAGUACUUUCGGUUUGAUGUGACGGGGUUGGAAGAUGUGCCACUGGAGGAGUGGAGUCACGAAGAUCUGAUUAAGGAGAAGACUUCAGCAUACCUCGCUCAGCCAGAGGUGGGACAAAAGUUCUAUGCGUGUGUUGAUGCGAUAACGGCGCUGCUGUUGAGCCCGCAGGGGAGGUAG
Messenger RNA from Alternaria triticimaculans, 810 nucleotides. RefSeq lists its product as uncharacterized. Lineage: Eukaryota; Fungi; Ascomycota; Dothideomycetes; Pleosporales; Pleosporaceae. The coding region runs from base 1 to 810 and encodes 269 amino acids. The record is from RefSeq and is a predicted model, not a curated record. Gene Ontology annotation, biological process: arachidonate metabolic process. Gene Ontology annotation, cellular component: membrane. The transcript is spliced from 4 exons.